Physeter macrocephalus (sperm whale) is the source of this 3747-nucleotide messenger RNA. It is a transcript of the gene KHNYN, whose product is annotated as KH and NYN domain containing. The transcript has 8 exons. Lineage: Eukaryota; Metazoa; Chordata; Mammalia; Artiodactyla; Physeteridae. Gene Ontology annotation, cellular component: cytoplasmic ribonucleoprotein granule; nucleus. The coding region runs from base 539 to 2551 and encodes 670 amino acids. The record is from RefSeq and is a predicted model, not a curated record. Gene Ontology annotation, molecular function: RNA endonuclease activity; mRNA binding.
AGAGCGCAGUCGGGGGGCGGCAGCCGCCAGCGGCUAUGGGCGGGGCCCUGUUCGACCGCUGGGCCCCGAGUGGGGCUCGUGGCGCGACCAAGGGGUGCAGCAGACGGCGGAGGAAGGGGGAGGGGUGGGAGUGGCUAGAACUUUGGAAAUGGCUGACAAGGGACCCAGAGGACAGCCCAGUUCAAGCCCUGGUGAGGAUUCAUCUUUAAGAGGCCGUCUUGGAGCCGGAGAUUGCAGAGACCGGGAGGAGAGGGACACUUUCGUCACCUGUCCCCUCCUUCUGGCCUCCAGACCCAGCUGGAUCUCCCCACCCCCCCACCGCCCCGCCCCCGCUUCCUGCUCAGGGCUCUGGUCAUUUUCCAAAGGCCACACACCCAUCCCAGAGAGACAGCCUUGUUUAUCCAUGACUUGUCUCCGGAGAGAAGGCCCUUGUGUCCAGAUAAUUUGACAUUCCCUCCCUAUCCCCAAGAUGGACUGAAGUGCUGGUUACCUCUUGGGUUUACCAGUUUGGUAACUAGGGCUGGGCGGCCAAGGAGCCAUGCCUACCUGGGGGGCUGGCUCCCCGUCCCCUGACCGUUUUGCGGUGUCUGCGGAGGCCGAGGACAAGGUGCGGGAACAGCAACCCCACGUGGAGCGCAUCUUCAGGGUGGGGAUGAGCGUCCUCCCGAAGGACUGUCCUGAGAACCCUCACAUCUGGCUGCAGCUGGAGGGCCCCAAGGAGAACGCCAGCAGAGCCAAGGAGUACCUGAAGGGUCUCUGCAGCCCAGAGCUACAGAAUGAAAUUCACUACCCACCCAAACUGCACUGCAUCUUUCUGGGAGCCCAGGGCUUCUUCCUUGAUUGCCUGACUUGGAGCACAUCAGCCCACCUGGUGCCGGGGGCGCCCGGCUCGCUGAUGGUCAGCGGCCUGACCGAGGCCUUUGUCAUGGUCCAGAGCCGAGUGGAGGAGCUGGUGGAGCGGCUGAGCUGGGACUUUCGGCUGGGGCCAUCCCCUGGAGCCUCUCAGUGUGCUGGAGUGCUGAGAGAAUUCUCUUCUCUGCUGCAGUCCCGGGGGGAUGCCCACACGGAGGCCCUGCUGCAGCUCCCCCUUGCUGUCCAGGAAGAACUGCUGAGCCUGGUGCAAGAGGCAUCCAGGGGGCAGGGGCCCCAAGCAUUCCCGUCCUGGGAGUCGGGGAGCCCAGGUCUGCUGGGUGCUCAGCACCAGGGAGUCAGGAGUCCCCUGAGUGAUGGCAGGGAGUCUCUGGACACAGGACCUGCAGGGUGGCAAGAGUCAAGGGGAGAGAGACGUGCUAUGGAGAAGGAGGGGACAAAGCACGGUGGUCCCAGGGAGAUGGAUUUGGGGUGGAAGGAGUGGCCCGGGGAGGAGGCCUGGGAGAGACAAGUGGCCUUCAGGCCACAGUCAGGAGGAGGAGAGGCAGGGCAGGCAGUGCCUCUGAAAGGGAAGGCCCUGGGGAAGGAGGAGCUGCCUCAGGAAAGAGGAAGGUUCUGGGUCCAGGGCGAGCCUUCUGGCACCCAGGGCCCCUGUCAGAAGGCAGCUCAGUCCCGGGGAGCCUCCCUCCUGCAGCGGCUCCAUAAUGGGGAAGCCUCACCUCCAAGAGUGCCCAGCCCCCCACCAGCACCUGAACCCCCAUGGCACUGCGGAGAUCGAGGGGACAGAGGAGACAGGGCAGACAAGCAGCAGGUCGUGGCUCGAGGUCGGGGGUCUCCGUGGAAACGAGGCACCCGGGGGGGUAAUUUGGUGACUGGCACGCAGCGUUUCCAGGAGGCCCUCCAGGACCCUUUCACCCUGUGCCUUGCCAAUGUGCCGGGCAAGCCAGACCUCCGCCAUAUUGUCAUCGAUGGCAGCAACGUGGCCAUGGUGCAUGGCCUCCAGCACUACUUCUCCAGCCGGGGCAUUGCCAUUGCCGUGCAGUACUUCUGGGACCGUGGCCACCGCGACAUAACUGUCUUUGUGCCUCAGUGGCGUUUCAGUAGGGACUCCAAGGUCAGAGAGGGUCACUUCCUGCACAAGCUGUAUUCCCUCAGCCUGCUCUCCCUCACUCCCUCCCGGGUCUUGGAUGGCAAGAGGAUCUCUUCCUAUGACGACAGGUUCAUGGUGAAGCUGGCUGAAGAGACUGAUGGGAUCAUUGUCUCCAAUGACCAGUUCCGGGACCUGGCAGAGGAGUCUGAGAAGUGGAUGGCAAUCAUUAGAGAGCGCCUGCUGCCCUUCACCUUCGUGGGAAACCUCUUCAUGGUGCCUGAUGACCCAUUGGGGCGAAAUGGCCCUACACUGGAUGAGUUCCUGAAGAAGCCGGUCAGGGCACAGGGGUCUUCUAAGGCUCAGCAUUCCGCCAGGGGCUUCACAGAACACAGUAAUCAGCAGCAGGGGAGAAAAGAAGAGGAAAAAGGCAGUGGUGGCAUUCGGAAGACGCGGGAGACAGAGCGGCUCCGGCGCCAACUGCUGGAGGUGUUUUGGGGCCAGGAUCACAAGGUGGACUUCAUCCUGCAGCGGGAGCCGUACUGCCGGGACAUCAACCAGCUCUCUGAGGCCCUGCUCAGUCUCAACUUUUGAGCCUCACCUGUCUGAGUGACUGCCACCCCAUCAGCUCCAGCCUCAUCCAGCUCAGCUCACUCUGUGAGGGUCCCCCUGCUGCUCAGACCCUGACCCCGUCUCACCCUGAGUUGGUGCUUUGUGUCAGGGAAGCACCAAGGAAGCGCCUUCGUGUGUGGGGAAUGCUCUUGCCUGGGGCACUUUGGGGACAGGUCUGUAAGGUGACCUGAUCUCGAGUCAGGACCUCAACCAGCUCUCAGGAGGUUCUGCUCAGCCUUAACUUCUUAACCUUGCUUUACGCAGGGUUUCUGUAGGGAAUGGGGGCUGCUGGGAAGGGUGGGUCACGGAGACGGGGACUGUCGGCCCCUCCUCCACUCUGAGCUGGGGAUGGAGGCUAGGGUGGGUGGGAGGGGAAUGUAGAACAGGUGGCCAGGAAGCUAAGCCUUUCCUCCUCCUGGCUGCUGCUCUGAUGGCCAGAGGACAGGACGAAUCCCAGGCCUGGCUGGGCUCCUGGGCGCAUCAAAGGGAAUGCUGGGCCCUGGAAAGGCUAGUGUUACGGGGUCUGGGUCACAGUGGGGCAGCAGGGGUCUGGUGGAGAAGGCAGAGGGAGACUUGGCUGCUGGUCUCACCUAUGCCUGCCUGUGACCUUGAUUGAUCUUGGUCUUCCGCCUACAAGUCAGGGGUAAAAAAGCCUGUUGGGAGGAGAGAUGAGAACGUGGAGGAAAGCUCCUUGGAGGAAGGGUACUUGGACCAAGCCUCAGGUGUGUCUGUCUGUGGUUGCACAGGCUUCCUAACCAAAACCUCAGUUUCAGAGAGCUGAGGGUCCUCUGUCCCCAGGACCCAUGCCCUAGAUUUUUUAACACUGCACCCUCAGUAUAAUGUGCCCUAUAAUGGCUGCGUCCCUUUUGGGCAACCCCCCCCCCCGCCCCGACAAAUCCACAUUUACAAAACGGUUAAUUAGGGGUAACUGUUUGCAUUACCAGAAAACUCUCAGGGUUCCUUCCUAUCAAUGGCAGCUCUCCUGUUGCAUUCAGGUGUUUGUUUACAGUUGAACGAAUGUGUCAGAAAGUCCGCAGUCCCCGGUUAAUGCACUUGCUCGAGCGUUGAGCAGUCACCAAACCAAUGAAGCCAUGUUCUGCGAGGAAAACGUUCAUGUGACCUGACCCUAGCAUCUUCUUUACAGAACAUAUAUGUUGCAUAAAGCGAGACCCACUUCU